CCAGCAUAUAAAUAGGCAAGUUUCCAGCACAAAAUUAUCAAAUCAUCGAAUAGUUGUUCAACAGUUGGGUUGUCUACCAAAUCGAAAUCAUUACUAGAAGUACCAUGUGCAGUUACGCCAAGAAUGUAUGUUCCUUGCUGGUCCUGAUGCUGGCUCUUGGGAUGAUUGGAGCUCAGCCAGCUAGAUCAACCAAGCGGCUACAAAAACAGCAGGCGGCACCCUACCCAUCCGCCGAGGAGCUCAAACCGGAGAUACCCUUCGAGGAGGGAGUGCCCGACCAGACCUAUGGACCCCCGGAUCUAACUUAUGGCCCCCCACCAACCGACCAAGUGGAGCAGCUGCCCAGCGCUGAUGAGCCGCAGGACUUUACACCCGAUCCGGAUGCAGAAGAGGUGCAACCUAUCGACCAGGCACCGGCACGUCUCAGUAAUCAGCUCAGACGUCAGCCCCAGCUUCAACGAUUGGUUUUACUCUCCGAGAGGCCCUUGAGACUGGUUAACCCACAAACAGUGGCUGUUCGCGUUCCUGUACUGUGGUAGAGAUAUGAAAGAACAGUCGUGAUAUUGGUUUUUAUAAACAUUACAUUAAUUAUUGUCUUUUGUUACUGCAUGAACAAUUAAAGAACAUUUUGUGGAUACACCGAA
Molecule: messenger RNA, 644 nt
Organism: Drosophila pseudoobscura
Lineage: Eukaryota; Metazoa; Arthropoda; Insecta; Diptera; Drosophilidae
Exons: 1
Coding region: 105-539 (144 amino acids)
Source: RefSeq, a predicted model, not a curated record